Messenger RNA from Cryptomeria japonica (Japanese cedar), 4753 nucleotides. RefSeq names its product protein TPR3. The transcript is spliced from 25 exons. Bases 631 to 4113 code for a protein of 1160 amino acids. Gene Ontology annotation, molecular function: protein binding. The record is from RefSeq and is a predicted model, not a curated record. Lineage: Eukaryota; Viridiplantae; Streptophyta; Pinopsida; Cupressales; Cupressaceae. Gene Ontology annotation, biological process: regulation of DNA-templated transcription.
UUCCUGAUAUAAUCUUCUUCCUCCGUUCCUUCUCUUUUCAGCGUCCUGGGAAAUCCAAGGUUGCGGGUUCGAACCACGUCCGCGCCAGGUUUUGGACAAAUAUCCUUGCGCUGCAGUGAAUCUAAAGUUUCACGACCGACCGACGCACAGUGCUGCUGAGGAUUCGUACGCGAGAAAGAGUUGCAGCGCCGACGCCGACCGAGGAGGUAGGCCGGAAAGGGGGGGGGCGGAUUACGAUAGAAAUUUUGGAGCAAUGUUUUGAAGAUUUUGCUUUCAGACCUACAGUUUACAGGGUCUUGCUUCGGCCGUUCCUGUAUCAGAGCUUUUGGAGCGUUGAUUAAGUGGUUGUGGCCGUUUGAUCGAUCUUUGUGGCUCUAGAUCUGUUAGUUCAAGGUGUUUUGGGCUAGCGGCCCCUUUUUCUGUGAGGAGCUUUGUAAGACUGAGGCCAAAUGUAAGUUUUGGGCAAGUUUAAGGGGUUUCAUACUUUUCCGAUAACGUGCUUGCAGCAUUUUUAAAGGGAAAAGGAAAAUAAAGUUUCUCGUAGACUAUGAAAAGAGAAUUGUCAAACUCUUUGUCGGAGGAGUAAAAGUUAUUUAAGGUCUUGUUCGGGGACAAAAUAUUGAGGCAGCAAUGACUUCGCUCAGCAGAGAGCUCGUUUUUCUUAUUCUGCAGUUUCUGGAUGAGGAGAAAUUCAAGGAAAGUGUUCACAAGUUGGAGCAGGAGUCGGGAUUUUUCUUCAACAUGAAGUAUUUUGAGGACCAGGUCCUGAGCGGGGAGUGGGAUGAGGUUGAGAGAUACCUCUCUGGUUUCACCAAAGUUGAUGACAAUCGGUAUUCGAUGAAGAUAUUUUUUGAAAUCAGGAAGCAGAAAUAUUUAGAAGCAUUGGAUAAGUCAGACAGAGCCAGGGCAGUAGAAAUAUUAGUAAAAGACUUGAAAGUAUUUUCUUCAUUCAACGAGGAACUGUACAAGGAGAUUACACAACUCCUCACCUUAGAUAACUUCAGAGAAAAUGAACAGCUUUCGAAGUAUGGGGAGACCAAAUCAGCUAGAAACAUUAUGUUAUUAGAACUCAAAAAACUUAUAGAAGCUAAUCCCCUGUUUCGAGAGAAGUUGCAAUUUCCUGGGCUUAAAGCAUCUCGAUUGCGGACACUUAUCAAUCAAAGUUUGAAUUGGCAGCAUCAGCUCUGCAAAAACCCAAGGCCUAAUCCUGACAUAAAAACCCUUUUUGUUGAUCAUAAUUGUGGACAACAAAAUGGAGCACGUCCCCCACCGCCUGCAAACAAUUUUAUGGGAGCAUUUGCUAAAGCAACACCAUUUCCCCCACCAGUAACUAGUCAUACUCCAUUCCAGCCAACGCCUAGCAAUCCUUCUAAUUCCCUUACAGGUUGGAUGGCUAAUCCUGCCCCUGUGGUCCAUCCUGGUCUGUCGGCAGGACCUGUGGGACUUAGUACUGGAACAAAUGCAGCUGCUCUUGUUAAGCGUCCAAGGACCCCUCCAGUAAAUACUCCAACAGUUGAUUAUCAAUCUGGGGAUUCUGAGCAUCUCUUGAAACGAGCAAGGCCAAGUGCCCAGCCAGGCGAGGAGGUUAGUUAUCAUGGGACAAAUCAUCUUCAAUGCAUGUACUCACAAGAUGAUCUCCCUACGAAUGUAGCUUCAACUUUAAGCCAGGGAUCUUGCAUAAUGAGCAUGGAUUUUCACCCUGUGCACCAAGCUAUACUCCUAGUGGGUACAAAUGUGGGUGACAUAAGUAUAUGGGAACUGGGUUCACGGGAAAGAUUGGCUUCCCGAAAUUUCAAGGUUUGGGAACUUGAACGUUGUAGUGUUACAAUGCAGGCAGCAAUUGUCAAGGAUCCUCCUGUAUCUGUUAACCGUGUUAUAUGGAGCCCAGAUGGCACUUUAUUUGGGGUUGCAUAUUCAAAGCACAUAGUGCAUAUAUAUACCUACCAUGGUGGCAGUGAUCUGCGACAUCACUUAGAGAUUGAUGCACAUGUUGGAGGUGUCAAUGACCUUUCUUUUGCACACCCUAACAAACAACUAUGCAUUAUUACAUGUGGAGACGACAAAACAAUCAAGGUUUGGGAUGCAAUCUCUGGCCGUAAGUUAUAUACUUUUGAGGGUCAUGAAGCACCAGUGUAUUCAGUAUGCCCUCAUCAUAAAGAAAGUAUUCAGUUUAUUUUUUCAACGGCCCUUGAUGGGAAAAUAAAAGCAUGGUUAUAUGACAAUAUGGGCUCAAGGGUCGAUUAUGAUGCACCUGGACAAUGGUGCACCACAAUGGCCUACAGUGCUGAUGGAUCAAGGUCUGAUUGGUUAAAGCACUUUCAUCUUUUUUUCUCUGUUUCGGUUUGGCCAUUUGCUUAUAACCUCUUUUCUUUCCGCAGGCUCUUUUCUUGUGGGACAAGCAAAGAGGGAGAUUCAUAUCUUGUUGAAUGGAAUGAAAGUGAAGGAGCAAUUAAGCGAACUUAUAAAGGAUUCCACAAGCGCUCAUUGGGUGUUGUACAAUUUGACACCACUAGAAACCGCUUCUUGGCUGCUGGAGAUGAAUAUAUGAUUAAGUUUUGGGACAUGGACAACACAAACCUAUUGACUACAAUUGAUGCUGACGGCGGUUUGCUGGCUAGUCCACGCCUUCGUUUCAAUAAGGAUGGAUCCUUGCUGGCUGUUUCAACCAAUGACAAUGGCAUUAAAAUCCUAGCAAAUGCUGAUGGGUUGAGAUUGUUGCGCACAUUUGAGAACCGCUCGCUUGAUGUUGCUAGGAUGCCUCCUGAACCUCUUGCAAAGGUGGCUUCGGGAAAUGCACUUGCUAUUGUUGGUGCAAAUCCAGUAUCAACAGCACUAGGAAGUGAAAGAGGGGGCCCUUCUGUUUCGAUGUCUGGACUGAAUGGAGACACCAGAAGUGUCGGGGAGGUGAAAGUCAGAGUGAUUGAAGAAGCAGUAGAAAAGAGUAAAAGCUGGAAAUUGACUGAAAUAUCUGAACCUGGCCAGUGCCGAUGUCAAAAACUUCCUGAUAACUUACCAACAAGCAAGGUUUCAAGGUUAAUAUAUACUAAUUCAGGAGUUGCAAUUCUUGCUCUGGCUUCCAAUGCGGUUCAUAAGCUUUGGAAAUGGCAGCGCAAUGAACGUAACUCUAGUGGCAAGGCAACUGCCAGUGUCCCUCCUCAGUUAUGGCAACCUGCUAGUGGUAUACUUAUGACCAAUGACAUAAAUGAUACAAACCCAGAAGAUGCCGUGCCUUGCUUUGCAUUAUCAAAGAAUGAUUCUUAUGUUAUGUCAGCCUCAGGUGGAAAGGUUUCUCUUUUCAAUAUGAUGACGUUCAAGACAAUGACGACAUUCAUGGCACCACCUCCAGCAGCAACAUUCCUUGCUUUCCAUCCUCAAGACAAUAACAUAAUUGCCAUUGGAAUGGAAGACUCAACGAUUCAAAUCUAUAAUGUUAGAGUGGAUGAGGUAAAAACCAAGCUCAAGGGACACCAAAAAAGAAUAACAGGACUUGCUUUCUCACACGUAUUGAAUGUGCUUGUGUCAUCAGGAGCAGAUGCACAGCUUUGUGUAUGGGGAAUAGAUACCUGGGAAAAGCACAAAAGUAAGUUAUUACAGCUUCCAGUGGGUAGAUCACCCUCACUUCAAGCAGGGACUCGAGUACAGUUUCACCAGGAUCAAAUACAUUUCUUGGCCGUACACGAAACUCAGCUUGCCAUCUACGAAGCAUCAAAACUUGAACGCAUCAAACAGUGGGUUCCCCAUGAUUCCCUCUCCACCCCAAUAUCAAAUGCUACAUAUUCCUGUGAUAGCCACCUAAUAUAUGCAAGCUUCUGUGAUGGUGCCAUUGGAGUUUUCCAAGCUGAAACACUUAAACUAAGAUGUCGAAUUUCUGCCUCAGCUUAUCUUCCUUCCAAUUCCAUCUCUACUGUAUACCCCCUUGUUGUUGCAGCGCAUCCUUCCGAGCCAAACCAAUUUUCUCUUGGGUUGACGGAUGGUAGUGUAAUUGUUAUGGAGCCCCCAGAAUCAGAAGGAAAGUGGGGCACUGGGCCACCUAUUGAAAAUGGGUCAGUGAGUAGCAUUCCUCUUGUUGUACCAAAAGCCGGAACACCAGGUCCAGAGCAAGGCCCUAGGUGAGUGAUGUUAUUUGUUACAAUGACUUAAACGUUGCAACUGUGCAUUCUUAAAUAUUACAGGGAGGUGAUCACAUAUUAAAGGCGAGAUCCUCCAUUUCAAGUUGACCGUUUUCAACUACUGCUUUUGAAUUUGUACAUUCAUCAGAAGCUGUGCAGACUUCCAUGAACUAGAAGCUUCCUAAAUUCCCCUCUUCACUUGAAAAUGUAUUCUUGUUAUAGAUGGGCUAAGGAAGGAGUAGAAAGAGCCUUUUGUUUUUUAUGAUGGCCCGAGUCCUUUCAAACUCUAAGUUGCAUUCAUUCUUUCCACGGGAUCCUUAACCUGCUUGAUCCUUUUAUACAAGGGAAGAAUCUAUAUGUCGUUUAUGCCAUAUAUUCUCUCAAGGCUUUGUACUGUUUAAUUAUUUAGUGUAAGAAUAGAUUUUGGAUGCUACCCAAAUUAGUCAAUAAUUGUACUUGGAAAUUAGGUUCAAUGAGCUGUUUCAUGAAAAGAAGCAUUGUAUUUGUUUCCCAAGAAGACUGGAAUUAGUCCUGUCAGUAACUUGUGCAUACAAAGUGUUACAGAUUUUCUUGUUUACAUGGAUAUUUUGUACAUUGUAUUUUGAGUUUGAAGCAUCAAGAUUUACCAGCCUUUCUUAUGUUUA